GGAUAGUCAAUUACUUGGGCGGAAGCCUGGGGCCGCCUCGUAGUUAUUCUUACUCGGUGACUUGCAGCUUGUGCACAGGCCGAUGACGCAGACGUCUGCUCCUGCAGUACUGACUUUAAUCUACGCUGCGACGGUACAGCUAUUCCGCGUUCCGGGUGACAUAGCGAAGUCUGCAGCCCCGAAGACGCUAAGAACAGAGAUGACCGCCCUAGCACAAGUGCAAUGUAUGCAUGACUCGAUAUGGCCCAUUCAGCGUCGCAACAGCUUAGCCCUGGGAACGAACGAUUUGUUGGCACUCUUGCGGGCGACCAGAACUAGCUUUGUAUCUUGGUCACAUCCUAUGGGAACCUGAAACAGCAAACGGAUAGGCCGCCCACGGAUACGUAAGUGUCGUCGUCGG
Rhodofomes roseus is the source of this 400-nucleotide messenger RNA. RefSeq lists its product as uncharacterized. The transcript is spliced from 3 exons. NCBI's taxonomy places the organism in Eukaryota, Fungi, Basidiomycota, Agaricomycetes, Polyporales, Fomitopsidaceae. The record is from RefSeq and is a predicted model, not a curated record. Bases 83 to 352 code for a protein of 89 amino acids.